AUGUCCGCAAUUGCACAAGAUGAGGUGCAAGAUUCCUCACCGCCGCACCACGACGUGCCCCAGCAUGCUGCUACUACUGCCGCUACUCCCCAAGAUCUUCAACUCAUUUGGAAAUGGAACGAGGCUGUUCCAGAGACGGUGGACGGCCGCGUUCACGAUCUCAUCACGCAGAGGGCGCAAUUGCAGCCCGACGAGCAGGCUGUCUGCGCUUGGGACGGAAACUGGAGCUAUCGCGAGCUUGAUGAGCGCUCAACUAAUCUGGCACACCGACUCGUCCACAUGGGCAUCGGUCCCGACAUCGUUGUUCCCCUCUGCUUCCCAAAGUCAAAAUGGACCCCGAUUGCGAUGCUUGCUGUCAUGAAGGCAGGUGGUGCAUCAGUCGUUCUCGAGACAAGUCUACCCAGCGACCGGCUGUAUAGCAUUGUUCAACAAGUCGAACCGAUUUUAAUACUUUCCUCCUCUAUGACCACUGAGCUUGCCGCGCAGCUCACCACGCGGCCAGUCAUAAUUGUCGACGAGGCCAGCACAACCCCCGAUGUCACUAGCAUAUUACCAGAGGUACAGCCAUGGAAAUCUCUCUACCUCGUCUUCACUUCUGGCAGUACCGGUACCCCCAAAGGCACAAUCAUUACCCACUCCAACUUUUGCAGCGCGAUUCACCACCAGCGGGCCAUAUUGGGCUACUCCAGUUCCUCGCGAGUGUACAAUUUCACCAAACACUCCUUUGAUGUAACUUGGUCUGAUUUCAUCUUCACCAUGACUGCUGGUGGCUGCCUCUGUAUUCCCUUGCAACAAGACGCUAUGAGCAACCUCGCUGGCUCAAUACUGGCAUAUAACGCAAACUUCAUAAAUAUCACACCAUCAGUUGGUAGCAUGAUACGGCCAUCCGAUCUCAAAGGCACAUUAAAGCAAGUAGUUUUCGCCGGUGAGGCUUUGCCAAGCCAUCAGGCUUUGGAGUGGGCACAACAUACCCGCGUCAUUAAUUUGUACGGCCCGGCCGAAUGUACAGUCGGGAUUACUUUGGCUGUAAUAAGCGAUAUUGCCAAUAUAGACUCCUCCUCCGCCACUAUCGGCCACGGUAUUGGUUCGUGCAGCUGGAUUGUCGACCAGUCCUGCCACGAUAGCCUGGUGCCUGUUGGAGCCGUUGGUGAAUUGCUAACGGAAGGACCAGUUGUGGGAGCUGGAUAUUAUAGAAAUGCUGAGAAAACAGCUGCAGUGUUCAUCGAAAACCCAAAAUGGCUGUUGGCUGGACCGCCGGGAGGCUCGGGACGCCCGGGCCGAUUAUAUAAGACCGGUGAUCUUGUACGAUAUGAAGCGAAUGGACAACUUGCUUACCUGGGCCGAAAAGACCUGCAAGUUAAGAUCAACGGCCAGCGUGUGGAAUUGGGCGAUAUCGAACAUCAUGUGCGGGCGCAUCUCGCCGAAAGCACGGAUGUAGGGGUGGUUGCCGAGCUCGGAACUCCGCGUGACAGCGAUAGACCUCUGCUCACUGCCUUCCUGCAAAUAUCAACACCAGCUGCUAGACAAGGUAGAGACGGGCUUGAAGGGGAGUUGAGGAGAGUCAUCGUUGGACUCAACAAUCGAUUAGCCACUCAAAUACCGGCAUAUAUGAUCCCUUCCGUCUACAUCCCACUGGAGGUCUUUCCAAAGAAUGCCAAUGGCAAGAUGGAUAGACGCAAACUGAGGGAAAUAUGUGAAACCUCUUCAAUGCAGGAGCUCAUGGCCUGGGGCUCGCCUCUUCCCGAGAAGAAAAAGCCAACCACGCGCAUGGAAUGUCGUCUACAAGACCUCUGGUCUUCUGUUCUCGGCCUUGAUAUCGGCAACAUCGGUGUCAACGAUAGCUUUUUGCGACUAGGCGGGGAUUCUAUUGCAGCCAUGAGAUUAGCUGGAGCCGCGCGAGGGCAUGGUCUGUCGCUUACUGUCGCCGACAUCUUCAACCACUCGGUACUGCACGACAUGGCAGGUGUCGUUGGCGAGCUUUCCGCAACUAGCAGCUUCAUCCAGCCUUACGAAUUACUGAACGACCAUACUGAGGUGGGAGUUAUUAGAAGCCAAGUUGCUGGCGCCUGCGGAGUCAACGCAGCUGAGAUUGAGGACGUCUUUCCCUGUACACCUCUCCAAGAGGGUUUAAUCGCCCUGACAGCGAAAAACCCAGGCGACUACGUCUCUCGUCAUGUAUUCCAGCUGCAACCCACAGUGGAUAUUAAACGUCUCAAGAGGGGGUGGGGGGAGGUUGUAGCGAUGACACCCAUUCUUCGGACACGUAUUGUCAACCUUAACCAACAAGGGCUGGUGCAGGUAGUCCUAAACCAGCCCAUAAGAUGGGCGCCUAAAGGUGGCGAAAUGGAUCUUGCGAAAUAUCAGAAAGAGGAUGGGGGGCUUACCACAGGCCUGGGCACGCCCCUGGCUCGGUUUGCACUAUUAGAAGAAUCGUACGGUGAGGAGAUAAGACGGUUUUUUGUGUGGACGAUACACCAUGCACUUUACGACGGAUGGUCUAAGCCGCUUCUUUUGGAGCGGCUUGCUCAAGCUUAUGCUGGCGAGGGAACGCUACAGACCUCGCCUCAAUUCCAGGGCUUCGUAAGACACAUUUUGGGCAUGCGGCAAGACGAGGCGACCAAGUUCUGGCUUACCCAAUUUGAGGGUUCUGAGGCGCAGACCUUUCCGAACCUGCCGUCGCCGCGCUAUCAGCCGAGAUCUGAUAAGAUGCUGACGCACGCCAUCGGUGAACUACAGUGGCCAAAGAUGAUGGGCGUGACUGCGUCGACCAUGUUGCGAGCUGCCUGGGCUAUCAUCACCUCAUGUUAUACCAAUGCUAACGAGGCCGUAUUUGGUGUCACGGUGAGUGGUAGGCAGGCAGCCUUGCCAGGCGUAGAGCAGAUGACAGGCCCAACCAUCGCGACGGUGCCUGUCCGGAUUGUUCUAGACAAGCGAAAGACUAUCCAAGAGCUCCUUCUUCAAAUCCAGACACAGGUUGUUGACAUGACGGCGUUUGAACAGACUGGUCUGCAGCGGAUUCGGCGAAUCAGCCCCGAGGCUGAGAGAGCCUGUGACUUCCAAACGUUGCUCGUCAUCCAGCCAGCCGCGGACCAGAAAGAAAAGGCCACCCAUGAUAGUCUUUUCGCGCCCCAAAGUGAUAAUGAUCACUGGUCCCUCGAUGACGAAAUGGCAGAAUUCCGCACGUAUCCGCUGUCUCUGGAAUGCUACCUUGAAGAUCAAGGCGUCGUCUUGCUGACCAGAUUCGACUCUGCCGUGCUGAAUGCCGACCAAGUAGCCAUCCUGGUGAGGCAGCUCGAGCAUGUUGUCCGCCAGCUAUGUAGCGCCGAAUCUGCUGAGGCAAAGCUGGAAGACGUCCUCUUGGUCGGUCAGGAGGACCUCCAGCAAAUGUGGCACUGGAACUCGGUAGUGCCCGAUACUGCCGAUGGCGUCGUACACGAUCUAAUCACCAUGACGGCGAAGCAGCAGCCAGAGGCACAGGCCGUGUGCGCGUGGGAUGGGGACUGGACGUACCGUGAGCUUGAUGGGUUAUCGACCCGCCUGGCUCACCACCUCGUCACUCUAGGGGUCGGCCCAGAGGUCAUCGUCCCGCUGUGUAUUGAGAAGUCAAAGUGGAUGCCCGUGGCCAUGAUGGCCGUAAUGAAGGCCGGAGGAGCGUCAGUCGCCGUCGACUAUGCGCAGCCGGAGGAUCGACUCAGCAGCAUCGUGAAGCAGACCAAAACACCAACACCGACGACGAAAACACAAACAAUUCCAUCACCGACAUCAACCGCCGCGGCAGAAACACCGCUGCCCGUUGUCAAUCAAUCCAACACGCUCUAUGUCGUCUUCACAUCUGGCAGUACUGGCGCCCCCAAGGGCGUCGUCGUCACUCACGCAAACAUCACUAGCGCCAUUCGACAUCAGCGUGAAACCCUAGGAUUCACUAGGCAAUCACGAGUCUACGAUUUUGCAUCGUACAUGUUUGAUGUAGUCUGGUGCAAUCUUCUUCAGGGCCUCUCUGCCGGAGGCUGCAUCUGUAUUCCAAGUAACGAUGAUCGCCGCAACGACCCUCUUGGCGCCAUCACUCGUCUUGGCGCCAACACGGCCAUCUUCACGCCGUCCACCAUUCGCGGGCUUGGCUUGCAGUCUCUCAAGGGCUUACGCCAUGUACACUUCAUUGGCGAAGCCCUCUCAGCUGACGAUGUUGGCGGCUUGCAUCCGGAUAGCGCCGUGACCAACUUGUACGGCCCUACGGAGUGUACAACAUUUAGCACUGCCCAACAAGUCACCGCCAACAAAGCUUCAAAUUCCGACAAACGUCAACGUAUAGGUAUCGGCCUAGGUCUGGGUCUGCGCACAUGGCUGGUACAGCCGUUUGAUCACUCCAAGCUUGUCCCUUUGGGGUGUGUCGGCGAGCUUCUGCUGGAAGGCCCUCUCGUGGCGGCCGGCUACCUUGGGGAGGAGGAAAAGACCGCGGCCGCCUUUAUCAACGACCCAGCCUGGCUCUUGGACGGAACUCCCAAUCACCCUGGCCGCAACGGACGCCUGUACAAGACUGGAGAUCUUGCACGAUAUGAUGCAGAUGGAACCUUAACUUUCCUCGGGAGGAAGGACUCGCAGGUCAAGAUAAAUGGUCAGCGUGUGGAACUGGGCGACGUUGAGCACCACAUCCAGUCCAGCAUCGCACACAGACAGGACGUGAAUGUUGUUGCAGAGGUUAUGAAGCCCAGAGACACCAGCAAUUCGAUCCUUGUAGCCUUCAUCCAAGUUGACAUCGCGUCUGAGCCCAGAGAUGAAGAAACUAUGCAGAAUGAACUCGCAAAGAUUACAGCUGGACUUGCCGACAGACUUCUGGCACGGGUGCCGGCUUACAUGGUCCCAUCGGCUUACAUUCCAAUCAACGAAAUCCCCGUCACGCCAACUGGUAAGAUUGAUCGUCGCAGGCUCCGCGCCAUGGGCCAACAGUGGACUCUCGAGAGCCUCGUGAGAACCAACUUGCCCUUGUCUUCCGAGCGACCACAGCCCUCUACCGUUACCGAGAAGCGCUUGCAGAGUCUCUGGGCGGCUGUUCUGGGCCUAAAAGCCGAUAGUAUUGCUGCAGACGAUAGUUUCUUGCGCAUAGGAGGUGAUUCUAUUGCGGCUAUGAGGCUUGUGGCGGCAGCUCGUGAGCAGAAUCUUACCCUCUCGGUGGCCGAUGUGUUCCAGCACCCGCUGCUGAGCAACUUGGCUACCGUAGUUGGCGAAGAAGCUGUCGGUACUAGCGGCAAAAACGCCCAUCAAAAUGAGCCGUUUACUCUUUUGAACUCAGGAGAGGACCUCGAAUCUCUCAAGAAGCAAAUCGCAGCUAAGUGCAAUGUCGAGGCGAGGCAAGUUGCCGAUGCGUUUCCCUGUACACCACUUCAGGAGGGCUUGCUUGCUUUGACUGCUAAGCGACCUGGCGAUUAUGUUGCGCGAUUUAUCUACCCACUGCUGCCCAGUGUAAGCCCUGAACAGUUUUUUAAAGCCUGGGAGGCUGUUGUUUCCGCAACGCCCAUCCUACGGACUCGAAUUACUGAUCUCGGUGAGCGUGGCUUAGUUCAGGUCAUUGUCGACGGACCUAUUGGUUGGUCUCGGAAGGACGAAUUAAUGAGCCUCAAAGAUUACGAAAUGGUUGACAGGCAGCUCACCACCGGCCUGGGCACACCUAUGACACGAUUCGCUGUGCUUCAAGACCCAGUUGAUGGCAAUCGGUUCUUUGUUUGGACCAUUCACCAUGCUCUCUACGACGGCUGGUCGAUUUCUUUAAUGCUGAAUAGGCUUGAAGCCGCGUAUUCUUUGAAUGAAGGCAGCGUCCUCCCUUUCUCGCCUCCCCUUCAAACCUUUGUCAACUAUAUCAUGGAUAUUGAUCAGAGUAUCGUCGGCACGUACUGGGGCGAGCAAUUUCAGGGUUCUGAAGCUCAGACUUUCCCGUCACUUCCGUCUGUCACGUACCAGCCAAUGUCAAACGCCUUCAUCAAGCAUCGUAUCCAGGACUUAAAAUGGCCAAAGUCUGAUGUAACGCCCUCCAUGGUGAUACGGGCAGCAUGGUCACUUUUGGCUACAAAGUAUACCGAUAGCUCUGAUACUGUUUUCGGUGUGACUGUUUCUGGACGACAGGCUAGAGUGCUGGACGUUGAGCGAAUUAUUGGACCGACAAUUGCUACAGUUCCUGUGAGAGUCGCUUUUGAGUGGACAGAGAUGACUGUAGAGCGACUCUUACGUCAAGUUCAGGCCCAAGCAGUGCAGAUGACGGAGUUUGAGCAGACGGGACUGCAACGCAUCCGCCGCGUAAGUGCGGAAGCUGAAAGAGCGUGUGGAUUCCAGACUUUGCUCGUUGUGCAUCCCGUUGAGGAUGAGGAAGAGAAGAAUACGAGUAGCCGCUGGUUUAUUAGCAGACGGGAUGAAAACGGAGAGGACGACACUAAUGUGACUGAGUACGACACCCACGCUCUGACAAUCGAGUGUAGUUUGGAACGGCAGGGGCUGAGACUGCGUAUCGCGUACGACGCCAACAUCCUGGACGCUCAACAUAUCAAGAGACUGGCUACCCAACUUGAACAUAUUAUUCGACAAUUGUGCAUCCCGGAAAAUGCUAGCAAGAGUCUAUCCAGCAUAGACAUGGUGAGUGCCCAAGACAUGCGUGAUAUUUGGGAAUGGAACGACACCUGCCCUGAAGCUCUUGACUCUUGCCUUCACGAUAUGAUUUCGAAGACAGCUCAGAUUCUCCCGGAUGCGUUAGCCGUGAACGCCUGGGAUGGUGAUUUCACCUAUCGCGAGCUUAACGAUUUAUCUACCCGUCUGGCCUAUUAUCUCGUUUGCAUUGGUGUCGGCCCCGAGACUAUUAUUCCCCUUUACUUUGAAAAGUCUAAGUGGACCCCAAUUGCAAUGCUGGCUGUUAUGAAAGCCGGCGGCGCAUCGGUUUUGAUGGACUCGCGCCAACCGCAGGAUCGUCUUCGAGCCAUCAUCGACCAGGUCAAGCCUGUUGUGGUGGUAUCCUCUUCGAGCAACGCGGAGCUGGCAAGCAAACUCACGAACACACCGAUUAUUAUUGUGAGCAGCAAACAUUUAGAGCGAAUUUGCGGCGAAAAACUUCUUGAACGACUUCCCCAGGUCCAGCCGUGGAAUAAAGCGUACUUGAUUUUCACGUCGGGCAGUACCGGUAUACCCAAGGGUGCUAUACUGACCCACGCCAAUGUGUGCAGCGCCGUACGUUAUCAGCAGCUUGCCCAGGGAUACACCCCUGAUGCCCGAGUCUACGAUUUUACCUCGUACGCUUUUGAUACAGCAUGGAAUAACUUCAUGCACACCUUUACCAUUGGUGCUUGCUUGUGCAUCCCAUCCGAAAGUGAACGUAGAGACGACCUGGCAGGAUCCAUCGAGCGAUUCAAGCCUACAAUCCUCGACAUCACACCAUCUGCCGCGACGACCUUACAGCACAGCACCAUUCAGUCUCUGCGCACGUUGAUUCUAGGUGGUGAGAGGCUAUCUGCAGAGUAUUCCGAAAGAUGGAGAGCGCUUGUUGACUUGAAGCUAUGCUACGGGCCGUGUGAGUGCACACCCACGGCAACGGUUGCCACUAUUGAUUGCAGUAUUCACGGCGAACCGACGAUUGGACGUGGGAUUGGCAUGGUUUGUUGGAUUGCCGAUGCAAAGAAUCAUAAUAUACUUGUUCCAAUCGGCGCAACUGGUGAGCUUGUCCUAGAAGGCCCUCUCGUCGGCAAUGGCUAUCUAGGCGACGAAGCAAAGACCAGUGCAGUCUUCAUUCAUAACCCUCCAUGGCUACUGCGCGGCAGAGCUGGAAAGCUUGGACGUCAUGGCCGCCUUUACAAAACUGGUGACCUCGUGAGAUACAACUCGGAUGGUACUCUUUCAUUUAUCGGCCGAAAAGAUGCUCAGGUCAAGAUAAACGGUCAGCGACUCGAGCUCGGUGAAGUCGAGAAUCACAUGGCUCGUCAUCCACUUACGCGCCAGUCUGCGUCCUUAUAUCCUUACUCCGGCCCUUGCGCCAAGAAGUUGGUAGGAGUCUUUAGUUUGGAGAUCAUUCAUAGGGCUGAUAAUUCCCCCCCUAUCGAACUUGUUGGCGCAGAUGGUGCCACUGCUGUUCAGGACCACAUUCACGCGUUACAGGGUCUGUUAGGUGAGGCCUUGCCCUCGUACAUGAUCCCAUCUAUUUGGGUGGCUCUUAAAGACAUCCCUUUGAAUCCUUCAGGAAAGCUUAAUCGGCGUGCUGUUGAGGACUGGCUGCUCCGUAUGGACUCGGAAACGUUUGCCAGAAUCAACAAUACGGGCCUCUCACCUGCAGCCCGUAAGCCUAAGACAGACUCUGAGCGUAUCCUGUGUGACGCUUGCAGCGUUAUUCUGAAUACCCCCCUUUCCGAGAUAAACCUCCAACGCUCCUUUGUUGCCAAUGGCGGCGACUCCAUCUCGGCCAUGCGUCUCUCGUCCUAUUGUCGCGUCGCCGGCCUUAUCUUCUCAGUAAGCGUGCUGCUAAAAAGCAAAUCGCUUGCCGAUGUGGCCCAGCUAUCUACAAUUGCCACGGAUGCUACAGUCAAUCGCAGGAAGGAAUAUAGAGAGGACUUUGACAAGGCCUUUACGCUGUCGCCUAUUCAGAAAUGGUUUUUUGCCCAAACACCUUCUGAAGAUGUCACCAAGGAGGACUACUAUUGCAAUCAGGGCUUCUACGUGAAGGUUCUUCGACCCGUCUUGACGAAACAGGCCUCUCUGGCCAUUGAUAUGAUUGUCAAACGGCACUCUAUGCUUCGCGCUCGGUUCGAACGUUCCAAAAGCGGUUGGAUGCAGCGUGUUCUUAAACCAAUUGAUGCUGUUUAUCAUAUUGGCUCUUCAGAUGCCCAGUCUAUACAUGAAAUCAAGGCAAUCACGGCCAAAAGCCACAAAAGCCUAGAUAUUGAACGUGGUCUAGUUUUCGCAGCAGACCUAUACAAUUUACCAUCUGGAGAUCAAUAUCUAACGCUUAUCGCACACCACUUGGUCGUUGAUCUUGUUUCGUGGCGUAUCAUACUAGAUGACCUUGAGGCCUUGCUUACUGGGAAGAAAAUCUUGGAUUGUUUUCCCUUCCAGGUCUGGAGCGAGUUGCAAACCAGCGAGGCUCGGUCCUCUAAAUUCGCGCCAGAUAGAGUCCUCUCUACUAAAAACGUGCAAAAUAACCACACAUUCUGGAACUUCACCGAGCAUAUCUCCAAUACUGCCACAGACCACAUUGAAAAGAAGCUGGAAGUAGAUAAGGCUACGACAGCCCUGCUACUAAAGGACGCCAAUACUGCAUUUAAUACUGAGCCUAUUGACUUGAUUCUUUCCUCUAUUUGGGACGCCUUUUUUUAUGUAUUCCCUGAACGAGAGGGCCUUACUAUUUUCAACGAAGGCCAUGGCCGCGAACCUUGGACAACGGAUGUUGACUUGUCCCGCACUGUUGGCUGGUUCACGACAAUGAGUCCUAUCCACCUUUCUCGCAGCGAUGGAGAUAAUCGUGCUAAUAUCACAAGGCUAGUCAAGGAUGCACGGAGGCGGCUACCCGCUAACGGAUGGGCCUACUGGGUAUCAAGACACCUAAACGACCAAGGCAUAGCGGCCUUUGAGUCUCAUGCUUCAACAAUGGAACUGCAAUUUAACUAUCACGGCCAGUUUCAGCAGCUAGAGCGUUCUGACUCUCUCUUCGAAGUGGUCAACUUUGACGAUAGCGUAUCGCAAGUUGGGCCGUUGCUACCAACAUCAGUUUUAUUCGAUAUUAACGUUGCCAUUGAAGCUGGGAUAACCAAGUUCUCUUUCUCCUGGAACCGACACCUCGCUCACCAAGACUUAAUUCAGGCGUGGAUAGAACAGAUUAAUACCUCGCUGCAAGCGAUCUGCUUUGAGCUCUCCAACAGGCGUCCCGAGCGCACUCUUUGCGAUUAUGAAUUUCUCAACCUUGACUACAGAGGACUUGACGAGCUACAUGGUAACGUUUUAAGCCGUAUUGAGGCUCUUAAUGACACGCAAGUCGAAAAUAUCUACCCAUCUUCUCCCAUGGUGGAUGGAAUUCUUCUCAGUCAAAUGAAAGGGACAGGCUCAUACGAAACUUCCCAAACCUGGGAAAUACGACCUCGCGAAUCUCACGUAAUUAAUGUCGGCGCUUUAGCUGAUGCAUGGCAAGCCGUCGUCGCUCGACACCCCUCUUUACGAACCGUCUUUAUUCAUAGUAUGGAUGCAUCUGCUGCGUUCAACUCUGUUGUGCUCAAGUCCUGCCGUGGGGAUGUUGUUCUUGUCGAAAGCAACAGCCUCGAAUCAGCACUUGAAAUAUUUAAGGAACUUCCGAGCAUUGACUACACACAGGAUAAGCCGGCCCAUAGAUUGGUGCUGUGCACUAUAUCAGGGGAUAAUCGUGUCAUUUGCAAGAUUGAAAUGAGCCACGCCAUUUCCGACGGCGCUUCAACAGCUAUCACGAUGCAGGACUGGGCCAAAGCCUACUCAGGCGAACUAAAUGUUGAGGAGCUCAGGAGCAUUAGCCACGGGUUUUCUCAGACCCUUACGUCCGUGUCCAAGACUGACAGGAUGGCUUACUGGACGAAGAAACUAUGUGCUAUGGAGCCUUGCCACUUCCCAAGACUGGCCGAAGCCAUGCCGGCGGAUGAUAAGCAUGCUACCGGAGUGGCUACCUUGGAACUUGGUGAUGAAACUUUCCACCACAUUCAGCGAUUCUGCGAAGCUCAGUCAAUCACACCUGCCAGCUUGUUUCAGAGCGCCUGGGCUCUUACCUUAUCUGCCUACACAGGUUCUGACUCAGUCUGCUUUGGAUAUCUUUCGUCUGGCCGAGAUUUUCCUGUUAAGGGUAUUAUGGAGUCUAUCGGUGCGUUUGCUAACGUCAUGAUAUGUCGUACCGAUAUAUCUCGAGAAUGGAGUGGGCAGGACUUGAUCAGUCAUGUCCACAAUCAAGUCUUGGAUGACCUUGGCUUCCAGCAUUGCUCUAUUGCUGAUAUCCAGCACGAGCUAGGCCUACCAUUCGGCCAGAAUCUCUUUAAUUCUAUUAUAUCCUUCCAAAGGGAUAAUGAUAGCUUAUCUGAAGGCAUGGUGACGGAAGAUCUGGUGUUUGCCGAUCUUGAAUGGGAAGAUCCGACCGAAUAUGACAUCACAAUCAGCAUCAGACACACUGACACUUUGGUCUACUUCACAGUUGAUCACCGACUAUCUUGCGUAUCCAAUGAUCAGGCGCGGAGUGUUGUUUCACUUCUAGAAAAGGUGGUCAAAUUCCUCGUUGGCGAUGGCAGAGCCAGCUCCGCAGCUGUCAACAAACCACAAAAUCAACUGUCUGCAAUGGAGAACAUCAGUGAGAGAGAUUUGCAAGACAUUUGGAGGUGGAACAAAACAGUACCUGAAGCGGUUCAUGGACUGGUACAUGAUAUUAUUGCGAAUGUGGCCCAGGAAAACCCUUAUGCCUCCGCUAUCUGUGCCUGGGAUGGUGAUUUAAGCUAUACCGAGUUGAAUGGUAUUGCUACGAAACUCGCGCACCAUUUGGUUACUCUGGGCAUUGGGCCAGAUGUUAUUGUACCUCUAUAUUUUGAGAAAUCAAAAUGGAUGCCUGUCGCGAUGCUUGCUGUUAUGAAAGCAGGCGGUGCGUCCGUAGCUCUAGAUAGAACUCUUCCAGAGGAACGUCUACGCAGCAUUAUUCAGCAGGUCAAUCCUGUAGUCAUUCUGACAUCAGCGGCAAAUGAGGAGAUGGCAAAGCGUCUUGCAGACUGUGUCACGGUGCCUGUGAGCGAUGCUCAUCUUGCGAAGUUAAGCACGUCCUCCACUUCCCUACCGGAUGUCAAGCCGAUCAAUAGGUUGUAUAUCGUCUUCACAUCUGGCAGCACUGGAGUUCCCAAGGGCGUGGUAAUCACCCAUUCUAAUUUUCGUAGCGCUGUUCGCUACCAACAACAAGCUUUAGGUUUUAAGAGCACAUCGCGCGUGUACGAUUUCGUCAAGUAUGCCUUCGAUGUCACUUGGUCUAACUUUUUGCACACUAUGACAUCCGGCGCCUGCUUGUGCAUCCCUUCGGAAGACGAGACUUCUAAUAAUAUCACUGGCUCCUUGAUAUCAUAUAGAGCAAAUUUUGCCGAUUUAACACCAUCCGUCGCAAGCACUCUGCGCCCAGCCGAUCUCACCACUCUGGAUCACUUGCUUUUUAGUGGUGAGGCAUUGACAACCCAUCUUGCUGCACAGUGGGCUGAACAGGCGACUGUCUUAAACACCUAUGGUCCUGCAGAGUGCAGUGUUAAGGCAACCUUCGCUAUGGUGGGCAAAGCUGAUGCGUCUGCUGCUAGCAUAGGCUCAGGAUUUGGCAUGUGCACCUGGGUUGUGCAUCCCACUAACCAUAACAUGCUGGUGCCAAUUGGCGUCGUUGGUGAGCUUCUACUUGAAGGGCCUCUUGUCGGCGCAGGGUACCUGGAUGAUGCUGCGAAAACCCAAGACGCCUUUAUCGAAAACCCGGCUUGGCUCGUUGACGGAGCGCGGGGGCGCAGAGGGCGGCUAUAUAAGACAGGGGACUUGGUACGAUAUAAUAUUGACGGAAGCAUGACCUUUAUAGGCCGCAAGGAUGCUCAGGUUAAAAUUAAUGGCCAGCGAUUAGAACUUGGCGAUGUUGAGCACCACGUCUGCAGUAAUAUCGCCUACCACGCGCCGGUCCGGGUCUUUGCUGAAGUUAUCAAGCCCCAGCAAAGCGACAAAUCCAUACUCAUGGCAUUCAUUCAUGUCGAGGACGGGCCAGCAAUGACUACUCCGCAACGCGCCAAGCAGACUGGCAAGGUUACAGCUGGCCUGAACGAGAGACUCUCUACACAAAUUCCUAGUUAUAUGAUACCAUCCGCUUACCUACUACUGGAUGAGGCUCCCAUGACGGCAACCGGCAAGACUGACCGUCGACGACUGCGCGAAAUUGGCCAGCAGUUGACAUUCGAAGAAAUCAUGGCGCUCAACUAUAAAAGCGGAGAGUAUAAACGUCCCAGCAGUACCAUGGAGAGACGUUUGCAAAGCCUAUGGGCAUCCGUUCUUGGUGUUAGGGAGGACUCCAUCAGCGCGGAUGAUAGCUUUCUUCGGAUUGGAGGUGAUUCUAUCGGAGCUAUGAAGUUAGUUGGUAUCGCUCGGGAGGAGGGACUUGCACUUACCGUCACCAAUAUCUUCAAGCAGCCUAAGCUAUGCGAUUUGGCAAAGGUUGUCAGGCAGGUCUCUCGUGCUGACUGCGAGAUCAUCCAGCCAUUCUCGCUGUUAAAAUUCGGUACUGAUUCUGAGGCGGCUCGGGAUCAAGUUGCCAAAUUGUGCCAGAUUGACAUCAGCCAAAUCGAAGACAUCUUUCCCUGCACCCCACUACAAGAAGGCCUCCUUGCAUUGACAGCUAAGAGAGCUGGCGAUUACGUUGCUCAGUAUGUGUUGCCUCUACAAAAGACGACCGAUGUCACUCGUUUCAAAAGAGCUUGGGAAGCUGUGCUGCAGAUGACUCCUAUUCUGCGCACCCGAAUCGUUGACCUCCUGGGCCAAGGCCUAGUACAGGUUGUGCUUAAGGAAAAUGCGAGUUGGUCCGAGUGCUCAAGCGUGAGCGAGUAUCAGCAAGCAGACCAGAAACUCGUCAUGGGCAUGGGUAAGCGUCUUGUUCGAUACGCUGUCACCGAUGCACCUGAUUGCCAGCAGCGUUUCGUCUUUGUAUGGACCGUACAUCACGCGCUCUACGAUGGAUGGUCCAUGCCACGUAUCAUGGAGAGGUUAGAGCAGGCUUACAAGGGGGACGUGGUUCUCCGGCAGGCUCCUCCUUUCCAGCGCUUUGUUAAACACAUUAUUAAUAUCGACGAGGAGCGUGCCAAGCAGUUCUGGCAAGCGCAGUUUGAAGAAUCGGAGGCACAGGUAUUUCCUGUGCUACCAUCACCCACGUAUCAGCCAACUGCAAAUUCGUCCACCGCCCAUUAUAUCGAUUCCCUACACUGGCCCAAGACCGACAUCACCGCGUCCACUGCCAUCCGCACAGCGUGGUCCAUUCUAGCUGCCAGAUACACAAACUCUAAUGAUGUGGUCUUUGGCGUCACAGUGAACGGUCGGCAUGCCGCUGUGCAUGAAGUAGACGAAAUGACGGGCCCUACUCUUGCAACCGUGCCUGUCCGAGUGGCCUUUGAUUGGGAGCAGACGGUUGAAUCAUGCCUCUGCCAGAUUCAGGAGCAAUUGGUAGAAAUGGCUGCUUUUGAACAGACAGGCUUGCAGAGAAUCCGCCAGAUGGGCAUCAAGGCCAAACAGGCCUGCAACUUUCAGACCCUUUUGCUGAUACAUCCCCCCGAAGAGGCUGUGCAGCUCGAAACCGAGAUUUUUGCGUGCAAAGACCAAGACAAUGAUGAUGAUGAGGAGAAUCAACUCGCCCAAUUCGACACACAUGCCCUUACCAUUGAAUGUGACUUGGCACACCACGGCAUGACCUUGAGGUUUGAGUUUGAUAACAGCAUUAUGAGUAAACGUCAAAUCGAAAAACUGGCUGGCCAGAUUGAGCACGUCCUGCGACAGUUGUGUGACCCAGAACAAGGAAAGAUACGGCUCACAGAUAUUGAGACGGUUAGCAAGGAGGACCUCAAAGACAUUUGGGGAUGGAAUGCUACUGUGCCGGAGACCGUGAAGACCCCGGUUCAUGAAAUAGUCACCGCCAUGUGCCAGAAACAACCUGAAGCUCCUGCUAUAUGUGCGUGGGAUGGUGACUGGAAUUACGGACAACUAGACGAUCUAUCCUCGCGCUUAGCUCAUUACCUCCAACAUUUUGGGGUGGGUCCCGAAGUAAUUAUUCCUCUGUGCUUCGAAAAAUCAAGAUGGAGUCCUAUUGCCAUUCUUGGUGUUAUGAAGGCCGGAGGGGUUUGUGUGACCAUGGAUUCGAACUUGCCCGAGGAGCGCCUUGCCAGCAUUGUGCAACAAGUCAAGCCAACACUAAUCCUCUCAUCCUUGGCAAAGAAGGACCUGGCUACGCAGUUGUCGACCGGUAAACCUGUGCUCGUCAUUGAUGAGAAGUUAUUUCUUUCUCUAGACACGCCGGCAUUGGAGCCCCUGCCGAAGGUGCAGCCUUCCAACACGCUUUACAUUGUUUUUACCUCCGGCAGUACCGGCACACCCAAAGGCGUGCGCAUCACGCAUUCCAACUUUAGCAGUGCUAUGCUGCACCAGCAUAGUGCUCAUAAUUUUGACAGCAUAGCGAAUCCGCGGGUCUAUGACUUCGCAUCAUGUGCCUUCGAUACAUCUUGGCAGAAUAUGCUUGCCACGUUUGACUGUGGUGGAUGUUUAUGCAUUCCGUCAGAAGCCGAGCGGCGCGAUGACCUAGCUGGUUCUAUCGAACGCUUUGGAAUUACUCACAGUGAGCUCACGCCUUCCGCUGCCAUGGUGCUACCUCUGUCAACGCUUAAGAAUCUGGAUACCUUGGUGCUUGGCGGCGAGAGGCUUCAAGAAGAGUACGCUAAAAGAUGGGCAUCGCUGGUUACCGUAAAGAAUUCAUACGGCCCUAGUGAAUGCACUCCGACCUCUACCGUCGCAGAUGUCGACCCUGUCCAUUUCAACGGAGCAAGCAUCGGUAGAGGCAGAGGUGUUAACACAUGGGUCGUGGACACGACAACUGGCGAUUCUUUGGUGCCAGUAGGAGGCGUUGGCGAGUUGAUGCUCGAGGGACCACUCGUUGGGCCCGGGUAUCUAGGAGACCCUGAAAAAACUGCCUCUGUUUUUAUCAACAACCCGCCUUGGCUUAUUCGAGGAGCUCCGGAACAUGCUGGUCGUGAGGGCCGCUUGUAUAAAACUGGUGACUUGGUCUGCUAUCAUGAGGAUGGCACCCUGACAUUUAUCGGUCGUAAGGAUGCUCAGGUUAAGAUCCACGGUCAGCGCGUCGAAUUAGGCGAUAUCGAAAAUCAUAUUUUGCGCCAUCAUCUUACAAGACAAUCGGCCUGUCUGCUUCCCAAGACUGGGUUUUGGGCAAAUACACUUGUCAGCGUCUUUAGUAUCCAAAAAAUCCAGCAAAGCUUUGACGAAGUCGAUACCACCUCGGGUCAACAGACGCCGUCUCUCGCCAGCGAUUCUACUACCGCCAUCCAGGACUACAUUGCAAUCAUGCAAAGCAUCCUUGAAACCUCACUUCCUUCCUACAUGGUUCCUACCCGGUGGAUCGCGCUCAAGGAAAUUCCACUCAACCCUUCCGGCAAGCUCAAUCGUAAGCAGGUUGAAAAUUGGCUCACUGAGAUGGAUCAGGACACGUAUGCCAAGCUUUCUAGCAUUGAUAACAGCUUGGUUUGCCGCGGACCAGAAACUGAGGCGGAACGCGUUCUUCGAGAUGCGUGUAGCCUAAUUUUAAACGUACCGGCCUCUGAGAUUAAUCUUCAGCGCUCCUUUGUAACUAAUGGCGGCGACUCUAUUUCGGCGAUGCGGCUGAGCCCACACUGCCGUUCUAACAAUGUCGUCUUCUCUGUCGCUACUUUGUUAAAGGCUAGGUCUUUGGCUGAGGUUGCUAAGCUCUCCUCAGCAGUGACAAGUCUAAUACUCCCUCGGACCGAAGACUUUGACAAACCGUUCCAUUUAUCGCCAAUCCAGCAAUGGUUCUUCAAUCAGUCGCCUGAUUAUCUUGUUGACAAAGCAGGCCAUUAUUGCAACCAAUCAUUCUACGUCCGGAUCAACCGAGUAGUCGACAUAAAGGAAGUUAGAGUCGCUAUUUCCAAGAUUGUGGAGUUACACUCGAUGCUUCGUGCCCGCUUCCAGAAGCAAGACCAUGUCUGGACCCAGAGCAUCCCACAAGCCACCGAGGCCGUCUACCACUUUGAGGCUGUGAAGCUAAAAUCCAUCAGCGAGAUGCAAUCUCUUGCAGCUCAGCGUCAACAGAGUUUGAACUUUGAACGCGGUCUCGUGUUUUCUGCUGAUCUUUGCGAACUUGAUGCUGGAGAGCAGUACCUGGUUCUCAUUGCACAUCACUUGGUUAUUGACCUUGUCUCUUGGAGAAUAAUCUUGGAAGACCUCGAGACUCUUCUCACUGGCGGAACGUUGUUGGAAAGCCUCCCAUUCCAAAUCUGGAACGACCUUCAAUAUCAAGAGGCCAAGAGUUCUAGAUAUGACCCAGACCGCGUUUUAUCCACGGAGGGCAUCAGCAACGAUUUGGCCUUCUGGAAUUUUACAUCAGACACUCCGAAUGGAACACAAGACCAUACUGACAAGACAUUCAUAAUUAAUCGGCACAUCACUUCACUCACGUUGAAGGAAGCGAAUAACGCUUUUAAUACUGAGCCUGUCGACUUGCUCUUAUCAGCAGUGUGGGAUGCAUUCUUUCGCAUCUUCCCGUCACGAGAUGGCCUCACAGCGUUUAAUGAAGGCCACGGCCGGGAGCCCUGGAAUGCUGAAAUUGACCUAUCUCGAACAGUUGGUUGGUUUACCACGAUGAGCCCAAUACAUGUGUCACGAAGCAUCGGUAACAAUCCCGUCAACAUUGUAAGACUCAUCAAGGAUGCAAGACGGAAACUGCCCGCCAACGGAUGGGCCUAUUUUGUUUCUAGGUACCUCAACAGCAAGGGUGUCGAGGUUUUCGGUCCCCACGAUUCUGUCAUGGAGAUGGUUUUCAACUACCAUGGUCAGUUCCAACAGCUCGAACGGGAUCACUCCUUGUUCGACAGCAUAGCCCUUGACGACGUCUCUGACGUAGGGCCAAAUCUGCCCGCCUCCUCCCUAUUUAACAUCAACAUGUCUAUUGAGGGCAGACAGACUCAUGUUUCAUUUGCUUGGAAUCGUCACAUCUCAAACCAGGACCUCAUCCACGAAUGGAUUGACCAGAUAGGGCCUUCUUUGGGGGCCAUCUGUGAGAGCCUUAUAGGUAGGUCUAGAGAACGGACGCUCGUUGAUUAUGAGUUUCUGAGCCUGGACUACACCGCCUUGGAUGGCCUCCAGAGCCGAAUCAUUCCAGAAAUCGAAGGCCUCAACGGCACGGAAGUAGAGGAUAUUUAUCCUUGCUCUCCAAUGGUGGAAGGUAUUUUACUGACCCAAUUGAAAGACGUCGGGUUCUACGAAACAUCUCAGCUGUAUGAGAUCAAACCGCGUGGCUCUCAUGUCAUUAAUAUACGGCAGCUUUCUACGGCCUGGAAAGACGUGAUUGCCCGUCAUCCAUCUCUACGAAGUAUCUUUAUUGAGAGCCUGGAUCCUGAUAUGGCUUUUAACCAAGUUGUCCUUAAAGAGAUUCGCGGUGAUGUUGUCCUGCUGGAGAGUGAUGACCUCGAUUCAGCGCGAGCGCUGAUGCAAAACCUUACCAAGGUCAAGUACCACAAGCUCAAGCCCCCUCAUCGCGUUUCUCUCUGCCAAGUCCACGCUACGAAUAGUCUGCUUUGUCAAAUCGAGAUGAGCCACACUAUUACUGACGGCGCAUCCACCGGGAUCCUUAUCGAAGAUUGGGCAAAGGCCUACAAGGGCCUCCUGGGCAAAGAUAACCUAAUCGAAACGAGUCGAGGAUUCGCACGAGCCUUAACUUCUAGUAUUUCAGAAAGCAAAAGGUCUUAUUGGAAGAAGAAGCUGGCCGGCCUUCAGCCCUGUCUAUUUCCCCAUCUGGAUAAGAUUUGCGAGCCCUCAGAAGUGGUAUCCUGGUCAGUGGUAGAGAUAAGCGGCGCAGAAUUUGCUGCUGUGCAAAAGUUCUGCGAGUCUUACUCAAUCACCCCUGCCAGUUUAUUCCACGCAGCCUGGGCACUCACAUUGACGUCAUAUACCGGGACACAUAGUGUUUGCUUUGGUUAUAUUGCUUCAGGCAGAGACCUUCCUGUCCCGGAUAUCGGGGAAGCUAUAGGCGCAUACGCCAACAUGAUGGUUUGCCGCGCAGACAUCUCGCCUGACUGGAGCAAACAACGUUUUGUUCAAUAUCUCCACCACCAGGUUCUAGAAGAUAUGGGAUACCAACACUGCUCUCUGGCUGAUAUCCAACAUGAUUUGGGCAUUAUUUCUGGACAGCAGCUGUUCAAUACAAUCAUGUCUUUCCAGAAAGAUGUUGAUGAAGUUCAAGAAGGACCCAUUAGCCAAGAACUAGACUUUAUCGAUGAAGAUGGAGAUGACCCUACAGAAUACGAUGUUGCAAUCAGCAUAACCGUCGGUGCUAAGCUUGCGAAGCUGUUCAUCAACUGCCUGCCAUCGCGAUUCAGCAAUGAGCAGGCCCACCGCAUCGUGUCGCUGUUUAAGACUGCCGUCACCAGGCUGAUUGGUGACGACAUUCCCCAGAGCUAUGAGAGUACACUACGCAGCAUCAACUUGGUCAGCGAGGAUGACCUGAAAGAUAUCUGGCAAUGGAACUCAAUCGUACGUGAGGCUGCGGAUUCAUGUCUUCAUAAUCUGAUCAGAACAACGGCACAAAGACGGCCUGAGGCGUAUGCCGUCAAUGCAUGGGAUGGUAACUGGACAUAUGGCCAGCUGGAGGACAAUGCCACACAACUAGCUUAUCAUCUCGCAACCCUUGGUGUCGGACCCAAUGUUGUCGUCGCUAUAUAUGUUGAAAAGUCGCGCUGGACGUCGGUGGCUAUGUUGGCGGUCAUGAAACUUGGCGGGGCUUCAAUUAUGAUGGAUUCGUCUCAGUCGGAAAACAUUCUUCGCACCAUCAUGCAGCAAUCGAAGCCAGUGCUGCUACUUUCGUCGAGUUCAACCGCACGGUUCGCAGCCAAGCUUACGGAUCGGCCUAUUCUCGUUGUUAAUAACGAUCUUGUCGAAAUAUUGGCCAGAGCAGCUGCUGUUCCUCUCCCCGUUGUCCAGCCAUCAAAUAUGGCGUGUCUAGUGCUUUCCUCGGGAAGUUCUGGCCCGUCAAAGGUCGCAAUUUUGACACAUGCCAACCUUAGCAGCGCUGUGAAGUACCAGCAAGAUGCCCUGGGAUACAAGCCUAACUCGAGGGUCUACGAUUUUAUGCCAUAUAGCUCUGGUAUAACCUGGGAAAUUUUCACGCACGUAUUUACCAUCGGCGGUUGCCUUUGUGUUCCUUCAGAGUCUGGGCAUAAAGGCGUCCUCGCAGAUUCGAUAUCCCUAUGGCAACCCACCAUCAUGAGCAUUACCCCGUCAGCCGCUGCCAUGCUUUUGGAUAGCACUGUCCAGUCACUGGAGACGUUAGUAUUACACGGCGAACGUCUUUCACCAGAUAUAGCCAGGCGCUUGGCUCCACUAGUAAACCUAAGGUUUACGUAUGGCUGUUGCGAAUGCACCCCAAUAGCUACCAUGUGCAGUGUUCGCCCGGAGGAUGCCGAUGAGCCCAGAAUUGGCAGAGGCGUCGGUAUUAACACAUGGAUUACUGAUACACAAGAUGGCACAACCCUUGUACCCAUUGGCAGCAUCGGGGAGCUUGUGCUAGAAGGACCAUUGGUUGGCGCUGGCUACCUAGGCGAUGCCGAAACAACAGCGGCAGCCCUCAUUCACAACCCACAAUGGCUUAACCGUGGUAGUGGCGAUCCAAAAUACCCAGGCCGCACAGGCCAACUAUUCAGGACCGGUGAUCUGGUCCGUUAUAAUAAGGAUGGCUCCUUGACCUUCAUUGCCCGCAAGGAAGCCCAGGUCAAGAUCCACGGUCAACAUGUGGAGCUAGAAGACAUUGAGAAUCACAUGGUGCGCCUGCCAUCGAUACGUCAAGCUGCUUGCUUGGUCCCUAAGUCUGGACCCUUUGCCGAUAAACUUGUCGGUGUCUUUAACAAGGCCGAGGAGGUACAAGACAAUAUUUCGUCUCUACAGGCUUUGCUAGACAACUCAAUUCCUGUUUACAUGGUUCCAGAUGUCUGGGUGGCACUGAAGAACAUUCCUGUCGACCAUUCCGGCAAGCUGGACCGCAAGUUGGUUGACAACUGGCUUUCUAGCCUUGAUGCGGAGAUGUCUGCCAGAAUUUCGAACGCCAUAUCGUCAGCCAGCAGUCCAGUCACCGCGACAGAGAGGGUGAUUCAAGACGCAUGCAGUCACGUUCUAAAUAUUCCUGCCAGCCAUAUUAAUAUGCAGCGAUCCUUUAUCGCUAACGGAGGUGACUCUAUAUCUGCAAUGCGUAUUAGUCCGUAUUGCCGCGCCUCUGGUAUUCUAGUGUCUGUUGCGUCACUACUCAGGAGUAAAAAACUCGUCGAUGUCGCCGAGUCUGCAACUGUUGCCAAGGGUCCGUCUCUAUCCCGAGAGGAAGACUUUGACAAGCCUUUCAGCCUCUCACCAAUACAGCAAUGGUUCUUUGCCCAGUCCCCGCCAGACAAGGUAAACACCACAAGCUAUUACUGUAACCAGGCCUUCUAUGUUCAAAUUAAGCGCCCGGUGUCCCCAGAUGGAGUCUCUCUUGCUCUUCGCAAGAUUGUUCAGGAGCACUCUAUGUUAAGAGCACGAUUUCACCUGGAUGAAACGAAAGGUUCCUGGACGCAAUUGAUCCCAAAGCCAAGCGAUGGCCUUUAUCACUUUGCAUCUUUGCAGGCCGACACCCUUCCCGCAGUCCAGUCAAUAAUAUCUCAGCGCCACCAAGAGCUGGAUAUUGAGCGUGGGUUGGUCUUUGCCGCUGACUUGUUCACUCUCCCAUCCAGCGAGCAAUACCUCGCACUCAUUGCUCAUCAUUUAGUUGUCGACUUGGUGUCCUGGCGUGUCAUAUUAGAGGAUUUAGAGUCCCUUCUCAACGGUGGUACAGUCCUCGAAGAGCUACCCUUCCAAGUCUGGCAUAGUCUUCAGAAACAAGAAGCUCAGUCGCCAAACUUUGCGCCUGAGAGAGUCUUGUCCAGCGAUGUUCACAAUGAGCUCGAGUUCUGGAACUACACUCCCACCACCCCCAAUACCUUCGAUGACCAUAUCGAGGAAUCCUUCGAGGUCGACUGUGCGACAACUGCGAUUUUGCUUAAAGAAGCUAAUGAGGCAUUUAAUACCGAGCCAGUUGAUAUCAUUCUGGCGUCAGUUUGGGAUGCAUUCUUUAAGACCUUUAAAAUGCGUAGUGGCCUCACAAUCUUUAAUGAAGGUCACGGCCGAGAGCCAUGGGGGGCUGAAAUCGAUCUAUCCCGAACUGUUGGUUGGUUCACCACAAUGACCCCGAUGCACGUAUCGCGUGAUCACACGAGGAACAACAGUGCGAGAGUCGUCAAGGAUAUUAGAAGGCAACUACCGUCAAAUGGCUGGGCCUACUUCACCUCGCGCUAUCUCAAUGAUGAGGGUAUCAAGGCCUUUGAGUCUCAUGAUUGUGUCAUGGAAGUGCUUUUUAACUACCAUGGUCAGUUUCAGCAGUUGGAAUCCGACGAGUCCUUGUUUGAGAAUGUCGCAUUCGAUAUUUUCGACGUCGGCAAUGACCUUCCCGCCUCUGCACUCUUCAGCAUUAAUGCUUCCAUUGAAGGUGGCUUAACCAAAUUUACUUUCUCUUGGAACCGGCAUAUCAACCACCAGGAUCUUAUCCGAGACUGGAUCGCGCAGGUAGCUCCCUCCAUGCAGGCUCUUUGCAACUCCCUGUUGGCCUGCCAGCCCUCGCUCACUAUUUCGGACUACGAAUUCUUGAAUCUAGACUACAAGGGCCUCGAUGAGCUGCAAAAUCGUAUUCUUCCCGCCCUACAGUCUGAAACUGGCACUACCGUCACCGACAUCUAUCCUUGCUCGCCUAUGGUUGAUGGCAUGCUACUUAGUCAGAUAAAGGAUCCGGAAGCUUACAAGACGUUGCUCACGUAUGAGAUGAAACACCACAAUAGCCUGCAGCCGCUUAACAUUGACGUACUGGCCAAGGCGUGGCAAGCUGUUGUUGCGCGCCACCCAGCCCUCCGCAGUGUUUUUAUCGAAGGUGUCGACAAGAAGACGGCCUUUGUUCAGGCCGUACUCGAGACAUACCAAGGAGAGAUAAUAAUAUGUGAGGCCGAAAACAGGACAGCGGCUGUGACUAUGAUUCGGAAAUUACCUUCGGUUGACUACCAGCGGCUCAAACCAGCUCAUCGUCUAGUUCUCUGCACGGCUAGGGAUGCCAACACAAUCAUCUGCCAGAUUGAAAUGAGCCACACAAUCGUUGAUGGUGCAUCUACCGCCAUAAUGUUAAACGACUGGUCAAUGGCAUAUAGCGGGAGCUUGGGCACAGAAACUUUAGCGGAGACGAACCGCAACUUUGUCCGGGCUCUCAAGUCCAGUCCUCUGGCCAACAAAAUGGCAUAUUGGAGCAAAAAGCUAGCCGGCCUGGAGCCAUGUCACUUUCCUACUCUCUCUGACGCGCCUUCUCCUGGGAACUCUAUCGCUGUGGUUAGUACUGAUCUCGACGGCGACGACUUUACACGCAUACAGCGCUUCUGUGAAUCCGAAUCUGUUACCCCUGCAAGCAUAUUCCAAAGUGCCUGGGCGCUAUUGCUAUCAACUUACACUGGCAAUGAUUCUGUGUGCUUUGGAUACAUUGCCUCUGGCCGUGAUCUACCUAUUGAUGGCAUCGCAGAGUCUGUUAACGCUUACGCUAAUAUGAUGAUUUGCCGCGCUGAUGUGUCGCGCAAUUGGACUCCGCGGCAGUUUGUUAAGCGUCUUCACGAUCAAGUCCUAGAAGAUCUUGACUUUCAGCACUGCUCUCUUGCCGACAUACAGCAUGACCUUCGGCUCUCUCCCGGAUACCCAUUAUUUAGUACUAUUGUUUCUUUUCAAAAGGACGAUGCAGAUGCGGCAGACGACGUCGCUGUCGGAGAUUUGGUUUUUGUUGACAUGGAUCACGAGGAUCCUACUGAGUAUGACAUUUCCUUCGACAUCAGCUAUGGCAAGUCCCAAGUCGCAUUUUCACUCGACUACCGCUUGUCUUGCCUGACAAACGAACAGGCCGAGCGUGUUAUUUCGCUCUUGAGGGUCAUCACCAUGUCAAUUAUUAAUGAAAAGACAGUGUCAGCCACCCUCGCUUCUAUUGACAUGGUUAGCGAAGAAGAUCUUGGGCAGAUAUGGAAGUGGAACUCUGUUGUUCCCGAGAAGGUGGAAGCCUUGGUACACGAUUUAAUAUCCGACACGGCGCGUAAAUUCCCCAACGCCCCAGCCAUCUGUGCCUGGGAUGGAGAUUGGACUUACCAGCAAUUGGAUACCCUUUCCACAAACCUCGCUUACGAAUUAUUGAAACUCGGCGUCGGUCCUGAGCAUAUGGUUCCGCUCUGCUUUGAAAAGACUCGAUGGACACCUAUAGCAAUGCUUGCAGUUAUGAAAGCCGGUGGCUCAAGUGUGGCGUUGGACACUUCCCUCCCUGAGGAGCGCCUGCGCAUCAUCAUGCAGCAGCUCAAGCCAACGAUUAUCCUUACUUCAUCAAUUGGCCGGGAUCUCGUGGGUCGCCUCACUACGGGCCUCGUCUUCACAGUUGACGAGGCGAAUGUGGCUCGUCUGGAAACGCCUCCCAAUCCAGCUAUGAUCCUUUCCGAUGUGACGCCUUCCAACACGCUAUAUGUUGUGUUCACCUCUGGCAGUACUGGAACUCCAAAGGGCGUUACUAUUAAUCACUCAAACUUUGCCAGUUCCCUCCGCCAUCAACGCGGCGCACAUAACUUCAAGGCUGGUGCCCGAGUCUAUGACUUUGCAUCGUAUACAUUUGACGUGUCUUGGCAAAAUGUGCUUAGUGCCCUCGAAUGCGGUGCAUGCCUCUGUAUUCCAUCAAACUCAGAGCGUCAGAACGAUUUAGCCGGCUCGUUGGAGAGAUUCCAAGUCUCCCACGCGGAAAUGACCCCCUCGGCUGCUCAGCUUCUGCCGGCCAGCGCGAUAAAGCGAUUAGAUACGCUGAUUCUUGGUGGCGAAGUGCUUUCGCCCGAACUGGCCAAGCAUUGGGCCAGUAUGGCAAACGUCAAGAACUCAUACGGACCAUGCGAGUGCACACCAACAACGACCGUGGCAACUAUUGACCCAGACAAUGUUCAAGUGGCUAGCAUUGGUCGUGGUUUUGGUGUCAAUACGUGGGUCGUGAGCGCCACGGGUGAUUCUCUUGCCCCUGUGGGAAGCACUGGUGAGCUGUUCCUUGAAGGCCCGCUAGUUGGUCCUGGUUAUCUCGAUGAUGCCGAGCGUACAGCUGCAUCUUUCAUUGAAAACCCGUCUUGGCUGCUUCGUGGCUCAGCAACUCAUCCCGGACGAAAGGGACGCCUGUACAGGACUGGCGAUCUUGUGCGUUACCAGCCUAACGGCAGCCUAACAUUCAUUGGCCGUAAAGAUAGCCAAGUCAAAAUUAACGGUCAACGUCUAGAGCUGGGUGAUGUCGAAUACUACAUCAGCUCAAAUAUUACCUAUAAAGGCGACGUUCGAGUGGUUGUGGACGUGGUCAAGCCUCAAGACAGCGAAAGACGUGCUCUAGUUGCUUUCUUGGGCGUAGAGGAAACAUCUGCAGACUUGGACAAGAUUAUCGCUGGUCUGGCUGACAGACUCGCCGCGCAGGUGCCCGCAUACAUGAUACCCUCUGCAUACAUGCUGCUCGAGAGCAUCCCAAUGACGGCUUCGGGAAAGACGGAUAGACGAAAACUCCGCGCCAUGGCUGAGAAACUGACAAGAGUCGAGCUCAUGGCCCAUGGCCCAACCCAGGCGACAAGACGAGCGCCAACGACACCAAAGGAGAUUCAGCUUCAAGGACUUUGGUCCACUGUACUUGGGAUUCCACGGGAGAUGAUUAGCUCCGAAGACAGCUUCUUGCGAAUUGGAGGAGAUUCGAUUGGAGCCAUGAAACUUGCUGGCUUGGCGCGAGAUGCUGGCCUUUCCAUGACCGUCACCGACAUCUUUCGCCACCCGUGCCUAAGUGACCUCGCUAAAACUAUUCGCAGCUCAUUCGGCAAUGAACAUGAAGUCGUGCUUCCGUUUUCUUUGCUUUCAAGCAAGCGAGACGCACUAGAGUGGCAAGCCCAGAUUGCCCAGCUCUGCGACGUCAGCGCACCGCUUGUUGAAGACGCAUUCCCCUGCACACCCUUACAGGAAGGCCUUUUGGCUCUUACCUUGAGACGCUCCGGUGACUAUGUGGCUCAAAAUAUCUUCGAGCUCAAGCCUGAUAUCAGUAUUUCUCGCUUUCAGCGUGCUUGGGAGCACGUCAUUGCAACAACGCCAAUUCUUCGAACACGAAUUGUCGAUCUUCACACACAAGGUCUAGUUCAAGUUAUUAUUGCAGAAGAACCGACAAUGUGGCCAGAACCUACCAGCACCAUUCUCUACCAGGAAGCAGACAGGAAGCUGGGUAUGGGCCUGGGUACACCUCUCAUGCGGUAUGCUAUCGCCAAAGACUCUCAUGACCGACAUUGCUUUAUUUGGACUGUACACCAUGCCUUGUAUGACGGGUGGUCAAUGCCACUGGUCCUUGAGAGACUAGAGAUGGCAUAUAAUGGAACAGUUCUACAACCACCGCCGCCGUUCCAGGACUUUGUCAAGUUUAUUGGUGGUGUCGAUGACGGCGGUGUCGAAGGGUUUUGGACGUCGCAGUUUAACCAAAUCCAGGCUCAAGCAUUCCCAUCACUACCUUCGCCAGUAUACCAGCCACGCUCAGACGCUGGUAUUUCGCACCAAAUCAAAGAUCUGGCGUGGCCAAAGACGGAUACAACCGCAUCAACUGCUGUACGCGCCGCACUAUCAAUCCUUAUUGCGGUGCACUCCGACUCUUGCGAUUCACUCUUUGGUGCGACAGUCACUGGUCGACAGGCUCCAGUACCUGGAAUUGAGAACAUGACGGGCCCGACAAUUGCUACUGUGCCAAUUAGGGUGCCCGUUGACAGAGAAAGCACCGUCAAGCAGCUUUUGCAGCAAGUGCAAGCCCAAGUCAUUGACAUGACGGCAUUCGAGCAAACAGGUCUGCAGAGAAUUCGAAGGGUCAACGCAUCUGCCAAGCAAGCUUGCGACUUUCAAACACUACUGCUCAUUCACCCGAUUGAGGAACCCGGCAAAUCCACAAGCUCUCUCUUCGAUGACGCAGAAGACGAAGAGGACGUGGACGGAGACGAAAUUGUCGAUGAGUCCUUUGCAGGAUUUGACACCCAUGCUAUCACGAUUGAAUGCGACCUUGAGAAUAGUGGCGCGCUGCUUCGCUUCAGAUUCGACUCUCAAGUGAUCAAGAAGUCUGAGGUCGAGAAGCUCGCGGCCCGAUUUGACCUGAUUCUGCGCCAACUCUGCGACCCUGAUAUGGCUCAGCUCAAGAUUUCCGAUAUUGACACGGUCAGCCCCGGGGAGCUGAAGGAGAUUUGGGACUGGAAUUCCGUCGUCCCUGAGACUACUAACUACGCCGUGCAUGACUUAAUUGCCGAGAAUGCCUCUAAAUAUCCUGAUUCUCCGGCAGUCUGCGCGUGGGACGGCAACUGGACAUAUCAUCAACUUGACUCUAUCGCCACACGCAUCGCCCGCCGCCUGGUUAGUCUAGGCAUUGGUCCCGAUGUCAUCGUGCCUCUUUGCUUUGAGAAGUCUCGCUGGAUGCCUGUAGCGAUGCUAGCUGUUAUGAAGGCGGGAGGCGCAUCGGUCGCUCUAGAUACCACAUUGCCUCCAGAGCGACUACGCAGUAUAUUGCAACAAGUCAGCCCGUCCUUGGUUCUGGCGUCAUCUUCGAGCCAAAGGCUCGCGGAGGGCUUGACCGAUCAACCGAUAUUGGUCUUGGGCGAAGGAUCCCAAGAAGAAUUUGACGAACCUGCCCUACAGACGCUUCCUAAAGUUGAGCCCUGGAACAAACUUUAUCUUGUGUUUACAUCGGGUAGCACUGGUGUUCCGAAGGGAGCCAUCGUCACUCAUUCCAACUUUAGUAGUGCUAUCCGUCACCAACAAGCUAUUACAGGCUUCGGCAAGUCUUCCCGCGUAUUUGACCUUGCCAAGUACGCUUUUGACAUUAGCUGGUCUAAUUUUAUCCAUACCAUGGCUGCGGGGGGCUGCCUUUGUAUACCUUCACAGCAAGAGGCUCUCGACAAUAUUACCGGCUCGAUUCUAGCUUACAAUGCAAACUUCAUAGAUAUUACGCCGUCUGUUGCCAGUACACUGCGGCCAUCAGACUUGAGAUGCCUCAAAACCGUUGUUUUUGCUGGCGAGGCACUUACCAACCACCAAGCCUCCCAGUGGUCAAAGCAUGCGCGCGUGCUUAAUAUGUACGGUCCGGCAGAAUGCACAGUGAAGGCCACAUUGGCCGAACUCGACGGGACUUGCUCAUCUUCAGCAGCCAGCAUCGGUCGCGGCGUCGGUUUGUGUACUUGGGUCGUCGAUCCUUCAAAUCACGACAAACUCUCACCGGUUGGGACAGUUGGAGAAUUGGUAUUGGAAGGGCCGCUCGUGGGAUCGGGCUAUCUUGGCGAUGCCACAAAAACUGCAGGCGCCUUUAUCGAAAGCCCAGCUUGGCUACUCCGUGGCGGACCGGGCCACCAAGGUCGCAGAGGGCGCGUAUACAAAACUGGUGAUCUCGUCCAGUACAAUGUCGAUGGUAGUUUGACAUUCGUCGGUCGAAAGGACGACCAGGUCAAGAUCAACGGCCAGCGUUUGGAACUUGGCGAUGUAGAACACAAUCUUGCAUCAAGCCUAAACGCCACUUCGAAAUUCCAACUUGCAGCGGAGGUUAUAACGCCUCGAGAUGGCGAAAACGCGAUGCUAGCUGCUUUUAUACAGUCAUCCGGACAACUUGGUGAUUUCGAGUCGGAGAUGCGCACACUGACAGCGGGCCUCAACGAUCGCCUUGCUUCCAAGGUUCCUGGAUACAUGAUCCCUUCGGCCUACAUCAUGGUAGACAAGCUGCCGCUUUCCGCCACCGGGAAGCUGGACCGCAAGCAGCUCCGCGCUAUGGGGGCGAAACUCACUCUGCUGGAGCUCAUGUCUUCGACUGGGCCACAGCCAGAACGCCGGCCGCCGUCUACUCCUAUGGAGCUGUGCCUGCAGAAGCUUUGGGCUCACGUCCUUGACCUCAAUGCCGAAGAAAUCAGUGCGGAUGAUAGCUUCCUUCAUCUUGGCGGUGACUCGAUCCAGGCCAUGAAACUCGCCCAGCGAGCCCGGAGCCAAGGUUUCCACCUUGCUGUUGCCGACAUUCUCAUAGGCCCUAAACUGUCACAGAUGGCUUCCCGCCUAGAAUGUUUAGACGGGAAGCCGGCUGCGCAUGCACUCGAGUAUCGCCGAUUUUCGCUAUUGCCGCCAGAAAGCCGACUAGAAAUCGAGCAGAUCUUGGUCGAACACGGCAUCUCUAAAGAUAACGUGCAGGACAUCCUGCCUGUUACCGACCAGCAGGCCCGAUAUCUACUUACAACUUACACAACGGCCCGUAGCGCUGUGUACUACCACACGCUAGAUCAUGACGGCGAUUUCGACCUUGGCCAAAUGCAGCACGCUUGCGCUAGUCUCAUUAGGCGUCUUGACAUGAUGAGAACCGUCUUCAUUGCAUACAAAGAUUCAUUCCUGCAAGCCGUGCUAAUGAAUCUGGAUUUAGAUGUUGGUGUGUUUGAAACCGCGACGAGUAGCUUGGAUGGAUACACUUUGGAGUUGAAGAAGCAAGAUUUGCUCUGCAAUCUGCAGUUCGGAAAAUCACUCACAAAGAUUUGCGUCAUUCGUCAGACACGAGAGCAGAAGUAUCGUAUUGUAAUACGCCUAUCUCAUGCACAGUAUGACGGCACGGCGCUCGCCAAGAUGUGGGCUGCCUUUGAAGCCGCAUACAAGUCGGCUCCUCCAGGCGACGCGAAAACAAGUUUUUCGCACUACAUGCACACUCUAUCGCUCGUCGAUAAGGAAAAGGCGACUGAAUACUGGCGGACCAUGCUCCGGGGAAGCACUCGAACACCCAUCAAGCAUCAGACAACUCACCGUCUCGGGUAUGGACUCGGUCCGAACAUUGUCAAGACUCUCCCAGCAUCCAGCCUGCAAUCCGAGGACUUUACCUUUGCUACCGUCCUAAAGGCCGCGUGGUCGUAUGUCCUCGCAAAAUAUUCAGCCACCGAAGACGUUGUAUUCGGCAACCUUGUACACGGUCGCAACCAGCCAGGCACACAAGACAUCUUCGGCCCCUGCGUAAACAUUGUCCCAGCCCGCGUCGUUUUCCAACAAGAUUGGUCUGCCAGGGACCUCAUUGCUACAGUCAAUUCCCAGCAAGCGGCAAGCAUGCCAUUUGAGACAAUGGGCUCCCGAGACAUCAUUCAUAACUGCACAAGCUGGCCGAAAUGGGCCUUUUUCAGCUCCGUCAUUACACACCAGAACUACGAAGACCGCCAGACGGAAGAGUCCUCGGUCGAUUUCGACAGCGCCGACCUGUCGACGGGCGACAUUGACAGUGUCGAGGUCUACAUCACCUCGACGCCGGGCGCAGACGGCACCGAUAUCGACUUUACCUUUACGGACAAUGUCAUCUCCCACAGCCUGGCGCAGCGGCUCGCGUCGGAUCUGGCCGACACCAUUAUCCAGUUCUACAGGGCCAUGGACGCAAAACUCCUGGCACCGCGCGACAUUCGCAGCCUGCCGGCCUUGCUGCCCCUGCCGGCCGACCCUGAGGUCGCCUUGGCUCCGCCGACGGACGAGCAGAUGGCGGCGCUGCGUGGCUGUCCUGCCAAGUUGAGGAAUGCUCUCGGCACGGCGUGGAAAGAUGCCCUCGGCCUGCGGACCGUGCCUGGCAACGAAUCUACAGAGUCCUUUUUCGAACUAGGUGGCGACGGCGACAAUGCCGGCCAAUUGGCCGCUCACAUGCAACGGCAGGGCUACAGGCUCAGAAUUGAGGACGUUUUUGAGCACCCUACGUGGAACCUGCACGGGCUCUACGUCACGCAGCUGUCUUUGCGCUUGCAAGUUAUCAGCCUAGCGUCAUCUUCAAAUAUCAACUUUUACACAAUUCCUUCUUGUUUCUCGGCAGAGUCGGCAAAGUUGGCUGCUUUGCCGCUCUUCGAGUAUACUGGGCAAUUACUCAUCGCCCAACUCGCUGGAUCAUCGUCAUUCAAGACAGGCCUGGAGGCCCAAACUCGCACCGGUAUCCGGGUACGACGACACCGCUUCCGCAGGGACAGGGCCAACGCGGCGCAGGGCCUACGGGGCCGCGCAAACACCGAGUGGGGCCGGCGGCGGAGGUCACCAAAGCCCCAAGUCACCGGAUUGUCUCUUCACGCCAACCUUGAAAACGCCGUAUACUAA
This is a messenger RNA of Metarhizium brunneum ARSEF 3297, 30969 nucleotides long. NCBI's taxonomy places the organism in Eukaryota, Fungi, Ascomycota, Sordariomycetes, Hypocreales, Clavicipitaceae. The record is from RefSeq and is a predicted model, not a curated record.